UGGAGAGUGAAGUCGCCAUGCUAACAACACCAAGAAGAAGCGCCAACUAUCCUCUAUGUUUUUAUAGCCAUCAGCCUUUUGUUUUGUUUUUUACACCUAACGGCCCUCAUUUCUACAUGAACUUUUUUUCUGAGAAAGUAACUGAGGUGUGUUCGAGUCAGAUCCAGACACUGCUUCAUGUCUGAGUUCUGCGCUAGAAUUCCGGACGUCUCAGAAUGGAAGCAGAAGAUGUCAAGCACAGCUGUUUUCAAAACACGACUUUUGAAGAAUUGAAAACUUGUAUAUCUUCAUCUGGGGAGACAUUAAACUCGGGGGGACGUGCCACAAUCGUUGCCCAACAGAAGGUGUUAAAGAAGGAGGAAGAUGAAGAGGAAGACUACCUCUAUGGAGAAGCAUCAGAGACAAAUAUCACCCCUGUUGACCAAUCAGAUGAAGAAUGCAUAAAGACUGUAAAAGAAGAGAAAGAACCUGAAGAUGAUGAUGACCUCUGUGGAGGAACAACAGUGAGGCGGGUCAUCAUCGUGGACGAAGACAAUGAAGUAUUUGAGAAGAAGCCUAUAAAAGAGGAGGAACCUGAAGAUGACGACUAUCUCUACUGUGAGGAUUGCAGCUCAUUCUUUAUCAGUGAGUGUGCAGUUCAUGGCCCAGCUGUCUUCAUCCACAAUACUAUUGUUCCCACGGGGGUCGUCGACCGAGCCAGACAAACCCUUCCGCUCGGUCUGGAGAUUCUGAUGGCUGGUGUUUCUGACGCAGACUUGGGUGUGUUUAAUAAAGGAGACACAAUUCCAGUUGGUGUGCACUUUGGGCCCUACCAGGGAGAUCUCGUGGACAGAGAUGAAGCGAUGAAUAGUGUCUACUCAUGGGUGAUAUACAGGAGCAUGCAGUGUGAGGAAUACAUAGAUGCCAAGAGAGAGACACAUGCGAACUGGAUGAGGUAUGUGAAUUGCGCUCGUAACAGCGAGGAGAAGAAUCUCCUGGCAUUCCAGUAUCGAGGAGAGAUCCUCUAUCGUUGUUGUCAACCAAUAAAACCAGGGCAGGAGCUCUUGGUGUGGUACGACGAGGAGUACGCCAAACAUAUCGGCAUUACAUUCGACCACCUUUGGAGCAAAAAGUCAACAAAUGGUAAUGAAACGAAAAGUUUGCUUAUGCAAGUCUUUUCCUGUUCGUCAUGCUCGCUUUCUUACACGUCUCAAAUUUACCUUCACAAACACAUCAAAAGAUGCCAUUACGAAGAAUACGUGAGGCUCCUGAAAUGCGGAGAGAUUAAACUUCACAACCCGACGUCUCCAGACACCUCCGGCGGUCACCAAACCUCCUCUGGUUCCAGUGCUAGAAAACUGCAGAAAGAAAUGCAUCACUGCUCGGAGUGUGGGAAGAGUUUUACUCAGCCGAGUUACCUCCUACAGCACCAGCACAUCCACACCAGGGAGCGUCCGUAUCACUGCUCAGAGUGCGGCAAGAGUUUUACCCGGCCUGUAAAUCUGCAAAUACAUCAGCGCAUCCACACUGGAGAGAAACUAUACCACUGCUCACAGUGUGGAAAAGAUUUUACUCGACAGAAUCACUUCCAGCUGCACCAGCACAUGCACACGGGGGAGAAGCCGUAUCAGUGCUCAGAGUGCGGCAAGAGUUUUACUCGACCAGGCAACCUCCAGCUGCACAAGCGCAUUCACACGGGGGAGAAGCCCUACCACUGCAUACAGUGUGGACGCAAUUUUACCCAGCAGACCAGUUUCCAGCUGCACCAGCGCAUUCACACGGGGGAGAAACCAUUUUAUUGCUCGCAGUGUGAGAAGAGCUUUACCCGGCUCAGUACGCUCCAAAGACACCAGCUCGUCCACACGGGAGAGAAACCGUAUCAGUGCUCAGAGUGCGGGAAGAGUUUCACCCAACAAAUCAACCUUCAGCUUCACCAGCGUCUUCAUACGGGAGAAAAGCCCUGCCACUGCACACAGUGUGGGAAGAGUUUUACCCGGCUGAGUACCCUCCAACGACACCAGCGUGUGCACACGGGAGAGAAGCUCUAUCACUGCUCGGAGUGCGGGAAGUGCUUUACGCAGCAGGUCAACCUCCGGUUACACCAACGCGUCCACACGGGAGAGAAACCGUUUCAGUGUUCAGAGUGCGAGAAGUGUUUUACUCACCUGAGCACUCUCCAGAGACACCAGCGCAUUCACACCGGAGAGAAGCCGUAUCAAUGCUUGCAGUGCGGGAAGAGAUUCACUCACCUGAGCACUCUCCAGAGACACCAGCUCAUCCACACUGGAGAAAAACCCUAUCAGUGUAUACGCUGUGGAAAGAGUUUUACUCAACUGAGUACUUUACAAAAACACCAGCACAUUCACACAAAGGACAAACAAUACCACAGGCCGUAGUGGGAGAUCCUACAAACAAUACCACAGGCCGAAGUGGGAGAACCUACAAACAAUAUCACAGGCCGGAGUGGGAGAACCUUCAAACAAUAGCACAGGCCGUAGUGGGAGAACCUUCCAAUAAUAUCACAGGCCGGAGUGGGAGAACCUUCAAACAAUAGCACAGGCCGUAGUGGGAGAACCUUCCAAUAUUAUAUCACAGGCCGGAGUGGGAGAACCUUUAAACAAUACCACAGGCCAUAGUGGGAGAACCUUCAAACAAUACCACAGGCCAUAGUGGGAGAAAAUUUUAUUUACAACUUUGUAGUAGAUGCAUUUAUUUUUUCACAGUGAAAUUCUUCUUUGCAUGUCAGGAACCUGGGGUCAGAGCUCAGAGUUGGCCUUGAUACAGCAUGCCUACAGCAGAGAGGGUUAAGGGGUUAAGCCUUGCUCAACAGUGGCAGCUUGGUGAUACUGGGGCUUGAACCCUUGACCCUCCAAUCAGUAACUGAUAGCAUUAACCAUUAAGCUACCACUUCUCCUUUACCACUAUUUGCAUCUCCGCAACACUCCAAGGGUAGUGGUAUCUAAGUGUUGGUUGAAUAUAAGGACACACAUAACCGAUUUCAAAGAACCAGCCUCACAUCGGGGCAAAAAAUAAAAAUAGUUGCGCUCGAACUAGGGUUGCAAAAUUCCGAGAAUUUUCAAGACUGAAAACUUUCCAUGGGAAUUAACUGAAAGUUUACAGAAUUGCAGGUGAGCCUGUAACAGGGAACUUAAAUAGAUUUGAAAAAAAUCUUGCAGGAUAACUUUAGUUAAACUUUCUUUCGGCUUCUCCCAUUAGGGGGCGCCACAGCAGACCAUCCGCAUGUUUGAUUUGGCACGUUUUUACGCUGGAUGCCCUUCCUAACGCAACCCUUCCCAUUUAUCCGGGCUUGGGACCGGCACUAAGGCUUGUGCAACCCUAAUGGCUGGGGUUGGUUCCCAUGUUGGUCCCAAAUUUUAGUUAAAACAACCAUAUUUAAUGCACAUUCGGUUAAAUUUCCACCUUCACAUUCACACAGCACACUGACUGCAGGGUUACUGAGGCUACGCCCCCUACAGGCACUGUGCAGUCCUCCAUAACACACAUCAUUUCUACAAUCCUGCACACAAUAUAAUGUCCAAAAAUGUCUAUUUUGGUGAGUUUUCAGUUUUUAACUUCCUUGUGCUGUGUGUAAGCUAUUGUGUAAAAAUAUUAACAAUUAAACCAAAAUAUUAAAUGUCUAAAAGUCACAAUCUUCAUUGGUUGCCUGCACGGCAGCUCAUGGCCAAACGAGAUGUUUAUAUUUAUAUGUGUAAAUGAUACAGUUUAUAUACUGUUAGAUUUUUUAGCAUGCCUGAACAAAAAAAUGAAUUCUUGGAGAGGUUUCCUAUGUGACCUGCGAUGACCAUGGUGUCUUUUCUGAUGAAACACUGCACACAGAAUGAUGUAUACCUUCAUCUUCACUUCAAUGCAGAUAACAGACAAGUAUAUAUAUACACACUGGAAAAAACCUGCGCUAAAACUGUUCCUGAUUGGGUAAGAACACAUGGUAACCAGAGACGUGUGAGUCCAGAUAAAGACAUUCAGUGUACCUUACGUAUUUGCAUUGUGAACAUCCUGUAGUCACUGAACAGACAACAUACUGUAGAAAUGUGUGUUUAGAGAACUGGUGUAAAACUGGGGAGCUUCCAACUUGGAAAAUUUCCACAAAUUCCUCGGCUGAAGUUCCAAUUGAAAUUUACCGAAUUUACUCCGAUUGAAGUUCUGCGCUUGCGUGAGAGAACAGAACUCUUCUAUACCAGCAGGUGGCAGUAUGUAUUUUGUAUCCAAACAGGGAAACCGGAAGAGCCAGAACUGUGAACAUAUAAAGCAAGCAGCAUUUCCAGCUGCGCGAACGGAUUCGUGUAGCUUUUAUCAAUCAUUGCUAAUUUGCAGACAAGAGCAAGAAUGACAAGUGUCCGUGCGUUCCCUCUUUACUCUGUCAUUGUUUGCUUUCUUCAGCCCCAUUUUGUUUCGUGUGUGCUCAUUCGAUAAACUAAAUAGCCAAUCAGAGUUCUCGAUUGUGCUGAUUCGACAUCCAGAAUCGGCCAAAAAACACCUGACGCUGGCCGACUAGAGCCGACAGAGUGGAACACCGGAAAAACUAAAACCGGCCGGUCACAUGGGUGUUCUUCAGCUUAGUGUGUCCCAGGCUUAAGGUGUUGGACCACCAAGCUGCACUGCUAGACCCUUGAGCAAGGCUGAGCAGUGACGACAGGCCACUGCUGGGUAAAGUAUAUUGCACCAACAUGGGUUCUAAGCCUAGCAUUGUCUUAGGCAAGAAGACUGAAAUACAAACAUGGCACUUUUUCCUUUACAGGCUUCAUAGUUGAUUCUCUAAGAUAAGUGACAUAAUUGAAGCCUGGGACAACAGUGUCCUACUGUUUAAACGUCAAGACAUCCCAGUUUAUAAUAACACUUUUUCCAGGAACGCUCUGCACCUGGGGGAACAGGGGUCCUUUCCCCGUACCUGGAUCACUCAAUUAGCUGAAUUUUAUUGUUGGCGAUUUUACAUGAUCCGAGUUUGUUUGGUUCUUUGAUGUGUCUCCUGGAGUUGCCGUCCCGGUGACUAUAUGCUUUAUAUGUGAUGUGAGAAGUCUGUCUCUCUCGGGAAACAGGAGUAUUCAUAAUGGAGAGUUUUCCGAAUUCAACACGCAGCAUGGGUUCGACUGGAUCCUUCAUCAAAGCAUAGUAUAUUUUUGGUAGGAUGUCGAUUUUCCCCUGAGGGAAGUUUCAGUAAUGCAAAAAAUAUUUUGUGAAAUGUUCUAUUUAUUUCUGUAAAUCCACUUUGAGAUAGUGUUCAUUGUUAUAGAAAUAAAAAUGUAAUUCAAUUGAA
Molecule: messenger RNA, 5251 nt
Organism: Silurus meridionalis
Lineage: Eukaryota; Metazoa; Chordata; Actinopteri; Siluriformes; Siluridae
Product: zinc finger protein 2 homolog
Exons: 9
Coding region: 216-2375 (719 amino acids)
Biological process (GO): negative regulation of transcription by RNA polymerase II; regulation of cytokine production; regulation of immune system process
Molecular function (GO): protein binding; histone methyltransferase activity
Source: RefSeq, a predicted model, not a curated record